Molecule: messenger RNA, 4314 nt
Organism: Mizuhopecten yessoensis (Yesso scallop)
Lineage: Eukaryota; Metazoa; Mollusca; Bivalvia; Pectinida; Pectinidae
Product: mannan polymerase II complex anp1 subunit-like
Exons: 2
Coding region: 429-1727 (432 amino acids)
Biological process (GO): protein N-linked glycosylation; cell wall mannoprotein biosynthetic process
Cellular component (GO): mannan polymerase complex
Molecular function (GO): alpha-1,6-mannosyltransferase activity
Source: RefSeq, a predicted model, not a curated record
CCCCUCGUCUGUGUUUUCGCGGAAGUCGUAUAAUAAGAACACAAGUGGGGGAGGGGACAGGUACGUUACAUAUAUACAGGACAAUUCAGGUCACCCACUUUCAUGUGUACGACGGACGUAUCUCACAGGUAAUAUGAGAAUGCGGACAGGUAGAUAUCUUGUACAGGUGGAGCGUCCUCGUGACAGGUCAGCGUCCUCGUGACAGGUCAACUGAGGUACAGACAAACAGUACAGCCAGCAAAGGUGGACAAAGCAAAACUGACCAUCAACUUAACAACGAGAGAAGUCGGACAAAUCCAUAGCAACGAGUACAAGACUCGCGGCAACAUACUGUCAGUAUAAGGGUUGAUUUGCCAACACAGUGAUAUAUUUUCAUGGACAACCGAUUUAAAUCAAUUGUAGGCAUGGAGCCAUGAAUUUUUGAAGGAAUGGGAAUGCUGAGACCAGAAAAAGGUCACAAGGACAGAACGAGGCUCAUUGGUUUACAAGAAAAUAGUUUCAAAAUGAACUUCCGGCGGUGUAAAAUGAAUCUGGUCACGACUAUCUUGGUCGUAAAUAUGUUUGGCUUGUUGAUGAUCAUUCUUGUGAACACGCGGCCACGUUGGCUCAGCAACGCAAUGGACGGUUACUACUCCCGCGAAAAAAUGUUCAGUGACGUCAGUGUUUCUGGAGAGUAUAACUCGCUGAAGUGGGAGCCGGCUCAGGGCUCCGUCUUUGAUACCAUGGGUGACGCCAGAGAAAUGGUGGUGCGCGCUCUGGAGAGUGAUAAAUUGCCGUCUAUUCAUGUUCCGUUCCCUAAUGAUAUAGACAUGUCCAAGUACAAAUACACUGACGUACUGAAUUUCAUUGUUCCCGUCCCUCAAGUGACUACGACGGACAGAGUGUACAAGCUCAAUAGAACCAUCAUGGAUAGCCAUCUUAAGUUAAAACCAAGAAAAUACACCGAAAAAAUCGUGAUUCUGACACCCAUUCACAAUAGCGAAAAGAGUCUGAUGAACUUUGUACGGGAGGUCAACCAUCUAACCUACCCCCAUCACCUCAUAUCGGUUGUGUUUGGCGAGGACAGUAGCCAUGACGGAACUCUCACGGUAGCUCACGAAGUCGCGCAAGACUUGAAGGACUUUGGUUUUAAAAGAACGGAUGUUCUUCAUUUUAACAUUACAGGACAAGUAACCGGUGGUUGGGGCGAUAUUCAUCACAUAUUGGCUCAGUAUAAACGCCGGAAACAUCUUGCGCAGGCGCGGAACCUUCUUCUGAAAGGUGGUCUUAAAGAUGAGGACUAUGUUAUGUGGAUAGACAGUGACGUUGGCAGUAUGCCCCCUGACCUCAUAGAACAGCUUUUAUACGCUGAAAAAGAUGUGGUUACGCCCCUAUGUCUCUUCUCUUCCGGUGGCGAAGAUCGCGUUUAUGACAAGAACACUUGGCGGGAAACCGAAGAUUCGAUUCGGAAUCAAAAGAAACUUAAGCCGUAUGAGCUGGUGGUGGAAGGUUACAGCACCACCUUGCGGCUGUAUCUAUCUGACCUUCGGGCCGAAGGUCGGGUCGUACGGCUUGAUGGCGUUGGUGGAUGUAGUCUAUUAAUCAAAGCAGACUGUCACAGAAAGGGACUUAAAUUUCCGGAAGAAAUUUAUGACCAUCAUAUAGAAACGGAGGGUUUAGCGAAAAUGGCCAAAAACAUGUCUUUUGGUGUGUAUGGACUCCCGUUUGUGUUAGUUCAUCAUUCUUGAUGUCGACAGCUACACCAGUAGUGUUCGAUUUAAUUUAAUUUCCUACAUCUUAACACAUAGUUUCUUUAUAAAAGAACUGUGUAUUGAGAUUGAAAACCCUUGGAUUUCGGAGGUGGGAUAUCCUAUUGUUAAAUGUUGUCACUCAGAACGUGACUUUUUAAGUUACGCGGAAUUCUUAUAUAAUUUGGAUUUAUAUUUAUCAUGGAAAUCUUUUUUUCUCAAAAAGUUGUUUUCAACGAGGAUUUAACAUUACAAAGGGAGGUAACUCGUGCAUUUUAAUUUUCACUUUUGUACAUAUUUGAAUUUCAUUAUACUUAUUGUAUAAUUCUAUAAAUUAUCACAUUAAUUGUUUCUGCUAAUGUUUUUUUUAUAUUUAUUUCUCGGAUAUUUGCAAUUGAUCAGAGAAUAAAUUCUGGAAACAAAGUUAUCUCCCUUGUAGAGUUAAAACCCCUUAGGGCUAAGCCUUUUCAUAUUUCUUUAAGAAAAUGGCUUUCGGAAUAAUCUUGCAUAUCUAUGCCAAUUUCGGAGAUAAUUGUAUUUACGUAUGUUUAAAUAAUGCAUAAAUAUUCGUGAGUAUACCGUAUUUUAUCGGUGAUGAGCCCAUGUCCGAAAAUAAGCCCACCCCAAAAAAGGAAAACGUUGCCAAAAAAUCAAACUAUAUUAAUUCCGAAUAUUCCAUGUUGCCAUGCGUUUUACAGUAUUUUAGAUGUUAAGGCAUUUUAUUUCUUGAAAAUAGAACAAAAUGCAAGACUCAUGACUUUCCCGUUAAAAAGACAACACUUUACCGAUGUCGUCAUUCGGGAAUUAUAGACACGGCAUUAAAACGAGUUUCCAAUUUCUGAACAAAAAGGGAGAGUACUCCAAGUUCAAAAAUCUCUGGAAUGGAACUUCGCGAUGAAUGUUGCAGGGGUAUCCGCUACCUUAAUAUAUAGAAUGUGUUAUCGGAGUUUCCAGGUCAGAUAUCAGUCAGCACAGCGUUUCGGGUAUAACCAGUUGAGAUGGAAAUCCAGUUGUUUAAUUGUUUUCAAAGUGUCAUGUCCCUGUUUAUGUUGUAUAACUGCAUUGCAUCGUUUCCGAGAUACAAGUUUCCGAAACAAAAGGCAAGUGAUUUGGUGGUUAAGUCUAGUUCAACCAGACGCUUGAUCACUGUGUAACUAUUGGACGUAGCUUGCGCAUGGAAAACAAGAGUCUGGUUGAACGAGAUGUAUGCUUCCGGUUUAAGGUAAACCAGUAGUAUGCCUACUUCGUUGCAGUGUAAGAUCCGUUCGUUUUAGAAAUGGCUAAAAUUUCACAUACGUCACAAAAGGGAGAUCUACUUACUAGUACCCGCUCGUCUAAUAUGUUUUAACUGCUGUCAAAUUAUCGUUGUUUACCGGAAGUGCAUAUAUCCCCCUAUCACGUGACAUGCAUAUCUAAAACCUGGUCGAAUCGACGUAAUCGUAGUGACAUGGGAUGCCCAAAGUAAUCCCGAUCGGAUCACUCCGCCAUUUUCCGUGGCAUGCUCAAAAAUAGAUUUCACGGAAAAUGCCAAGCGAGGUCUUGAGUGUAUUCCGUAACCCAGGAACUCUGGGCUAUUGUCUUACUCGUUCAUAAGUAACACCUCGCCCCGAUUAAAGUGCCUUCCAUCAAAGUAACCAAUUGUUGGGGUGAUCUUUCAUCAGUUAGAUGACCGAAGUGAUCGAGACCCAGGUGUUCUGAAUGUGUUUUAUUUAUUACGAGAGAGGAAAUACCUCCUGUCGCAAUCUCGACCAAGAGUUGUCUUUCCUUGCACUCACAGAGAUGUAAGGAACGACAGCUCUGAGUGAGAUUCCCUCUUUUUGAGUAUCACCGUAAUUUUCGUGCUAAUGACAAUUAUUAUUUACUUGCAUUCCUAUGACACUCGUGGCAUUGUAUAUUUACAUUCCAUUUCUUUAAUAUCUCUUUCACUAUCUUAACUAUGUAUGUUCUUUUAAAAAUAUGUGUUUUAGUACAUUCCAUGUUAUCCAUUUAAUUUAUCUAUGUAUGCCGUAUGCAUAAAAUAUACAUAAAUAUGCAAUCAAACCAUUUCAGUAUGUAAGGUACCCAAGUUAGGACUACUUGUAGUUCAGAUUUGUCUUUGUCUUACAAGUAGGGAGAGAAACCCAGGAUAAGGAGACAUAUUGGCGCUAUGGGGUGGGGGUGGGGGUGGCGUAGAAGAGGUUAGAAAAUGAGAUGGAAGGUUGAGGUUUGUCGGGCGGGUUGGGAAAGAAGAAGAUAGGCGAACUUUGCAUCCUCGUCCCAAACACAAUAUCCUGGCGCGGCGUCAUUUAUCAGGUCCUUCAGUAAAGGAAUAACAUACCUCAAGUUGAAUGGAAGGAACUGGAAAGGGAUGGGUUGGAGGAUUUGGUGCUGUUGAUCAUGUUUUCGAGGGCGACCAAUUUUCGUUGCCGGCUCAGGCAAAAGUCAAAAUUGUUCGUCUCUCGUUAUGUAUUUUUCUUUGUACUUUACAUCGAUCGAUGUUGCGAUGAAUUUAUUGAAAUAUGAAAAAAACACUUGUCACAAUUGUAAUGUGUUGUAUACAUCAACGUGGUUGAUUCUGUUCUAGUGUAAUCGUUUCUGGAAACGACAA